AAAUGGAUGGUCAGCUCAUUAGCACUGCGAACUCCUUGCAGAGCGGUUGUGUUCACAGUUACUAGUUAGUUAAUACCAGUGAUAAUGAUGCCAAAGUUAUUAAUUGUAACUCUAGUUGUAGCGCUAGCGAAGUCAGAGUACAAGUAUGAGACGAAAUAUUUUAAAGUGCCGUUGGACCACUUCGGCUACCAGAGAAGCGAGGAGUUCCAGAUCAAGUAUCUGGUGAAUGACGAUUACUGGAACACUAAUAAUGGACCUAUAUUCUUCUACACCGGGAAUGAGGGUCAAAUCGAAGUAUUCGCCCAACACACGGGCUUCAUGUGGGAGAUCGCGCAGGAGUUCAACGCGAAGAUUGUAUUUGCAGAACACAGGUACUACGGCACGUCGAUGCCGUUCGGCAACAAGUCUCUGGACAAGGAACACGUCGGCUACCUGACGUCUGCGCAGGCGCUGGCCGACUACGCCGACCUCCUCGACCAUCUGCAAGACCACGCGGUCAAGCCCAAGUACCCGGUCAUUGCUUUUGGAGGCUCGUACGGCGGCAUGCUGGCUGCCUACUUCCGCAUGAAGUACCCUCACCUGGUGUCGGGCGCCAUCGCGGCGUCGGCGCCGGUGCACAUGUAUCCUGGCAUGGCGCCCUGCGACGCCUACUUCCGCAUCGUCACCUCCAGCUUCGCGCUCGAGGGGCAGAGCUGUAGGGACAAUAUCAAGCGCUCCUGGAAGGUCUUGAGAAACUUCGCCACAUCAGCCAACAACACCGCCUGGUUGAAAUCCAAAUGGAACCUCUGCGACCCCGUCAAGAACGCCACCGACGUGCAGCAGCUGGUAGACUUCCUACAGUCCAUGUACGAGACGCUGGCCAUGGUGAACUACCCGUUCGAGUCGGACUUCCUCGUGCCACUGCCCGCCUACCCAGUCAGGGUGGUGUGCCAGUACUUGAACGAGACAUUCACUAAUAACACGGUGCUGCUAGAGCAAAUCGGAAAGGUGCUGGACACGUUCACCAACUACGACAAGAAAUCAAAAUGCGUGGACUACAAGAAAGGAAGCGACUACGGAAACUUGGACGCGUCCGGUUGGGAUUAUCAGGCAUGCACAGAGAUGGUGAUGCCAAUGUGCACCAACGGGCAGUACGACAUGUUCGAGGUUGAGCCGUGGAACUUCACGCGGUUCUCGGAGGACUGCCACGCCAAGUUCGGGGUCUACCCUCAGCCUGACGCCGCCAGGAUCGCGUAUGGCGGCGACAGACUCGCGGCCGCUUCUAACAUCGUGUUUAGCAAUGGGCUACUGGACCCAUGGACUGCAGGUGGUAUCCUCAACACGGUAAGCGAGUCGGUGGAAGCCGUGGUGAUCCUGAACGGGGCGCACCACCUCGACCUGAUGCCGAGCCAUCCCAGCGACCCGUCGACCGUCGUGUAUGCGCGCGACUUCCACAAGCACAGGAUCCAUAAGUGGAUCAGGCAGUUUAGGAAAAUGAACUAGAGUUAGCUGUUUAGUUUUAGUUUAGAUAAAUAAAUGAAUAAGGAUUUUUUAUUUUUA
Messenger RNA from Ostrinia furnacalis (Asian corn borer), 1539 nucleotides. RefSeq names its product lysosomal Pro-X carboxypeptidase. The record is from RefSeq and is a predicted model, not a curated record. Lineage: Eukaryota; Metazoa; Arthropoda; Insecta; Lepidoptera; Crambidae. Gene Ontology annotation, molecular function: dipeptidyl-peptidase activity; serine-type exopeptidase activity. Bases 85 to 1482 code for a protein of 465 amino acids. The transcript is spliced from 8 exons. Gene Ontology annotation, biological process: proteolysis.